AUGCGGAUAGGGCGCACGACUACCAGUGACAAGAAGAGUAAGGGUCAAGACCGUCGCAAGCCUUACGUGCCUCCGGUUGACAAGGGCGAGGAGAAGCUUCGAGGUGGGAAUGAGAAAAGUGGGGGAGGCGUGAGGUGUUACAGGUGUGGUAGUUCGGGACAUCGUAUUGUUGAAUGCAAGAAUUCAAUUUUGACUUGUUUCAAGUGUGGGAGGACUGGACACAAUGCUGAAGAAUGCAGGAGUAAGAACGUGGUUUGCUACAACUACGGAGAAUCUGGUCACAUCAGUACUAAGUGUCAGAAAGCGAAGAAGGCGCAAUCGGGUGGAAAUGUAUUUGCUCUAAGCGGAGAAGAGAGUUCAAAACCCGACAGUCUGACUUGA
Molecule: messenger RNA, 381 nt
Organism: Medicago truncatula (barrel medic)
Lineage: Eukaryota; Viridiplantae; Streptophyta; Magnoliopsida; Fabales; Fabaceae
Product: DNA-binding protein HEXBP-like
Exons: 2
Coding region: 1-381 (126 amino acids)
Molecular function (GO): nucleic acid binding; zinc ion binding
Source: RefSeq, a predicted model, not a curated record